AGAUGGCCGCAAGGGCAAUUGGUUCUGCAACUGUGAGAGCGAUAAAAGGGAAAAGAAUCAUCCCAACACGAGCUCCUUUAGUUUUGACACAGUCGGCUAUAUCCAAGCUGAAGCAGCUAAUGGAUCAGCGUCCAGAUAUGAUUGGAAUCAAAAUUGGGGUGAAAACGCGAGGUUGCAAUGGCUUGUCAUACACACUGGAAUAUGCUAUUGAAAAGGGAAAGUUUGACGAAGAGGUGCUGCAGGAUGGUGUGAAGGUUUUCAUUGACUCCAAGGCACAGCUGACAUUGUUGGGAACAGAGAUGGACUACACAGAAUCAAAACUAGUUUCAGAGUUUGUCUUUAAUAAUCCCAACAUCAAGGGGACUUGUGGUUGUGGAGAGAGCUUUAAUGUCUAGCAGUUUGUGUGUAGAUAAUGCGUAACUCCAAGAAAUUCAUGUUUGGCCGUGGUUGUGGCAUUAGUGUUAAUAAUAUCAUACACCGUGGAAUUUCCUGCAAGUAUUGUGACACAUUAAGCCAAGGAUGCAGCAGUUUGCCACGUGUAACGAGAUCCUUUUAUACAGGACUCUACAUUUGUUAAAUGAUGAUUCCACUUACAAUUGAAGUGAAAUUAUAAUACCUGGCCAAAGUUUGUCCAUUUUCAAUGCUAGCUGAUCAGUGUUAUGGCAGGGAUGGUGUGACUGUGUACCUACCAGUUCUUUCAACUGUUCAACAUCAUCACAUCAGGAUUGGGCUACUUUUAAAAUGUGUGUGCACAUUCAUGUGAAAAAAUUGGGAUUAAUUUUAUGAUAAAAGAGUUUUCAUUAGUUACAGUUGUGGUCACAACUACACGUUUCCAAGUGUUCAGUCUUAAAAGCAGUUAAAUACUGCUGGAAAAGAUAUACAUUUAAUUUGUUCUAAAAACUACUUUAAUAGUUUAUUCAGCCAGCUGCAUGGUCAUCGUACAGCGUGUUAUUAAUAUUUUGGUAUAUUGUGGCUAAUUGUAACCAUAAAUCAGAAGAUUUUUUCUUUUCUUUUAGCAGACUUUAGCUGAUUAAACUGUUUGUAAAACAGAUUCUUGUAACAAGUGUUAGCUGAUGAUGAACUUGCAUACAGUGUAGAUUUCAAGUCAGUUGUACUUGUGGCAAGACCAUUUUUGUGACGCUGGAGAGAAAGAUUGUUAUUUGAAAAACUCUCAAAUUGAUGUGUUUCAGAUCUAGACAUGAUCAAGUGCUUCCUAGUGAACUACAGUAGACAAUAACUGUAAGUUCAGAUCUUUUAUCUCACCAUCUGAUAACAUCACAUGUAAGCAGAGCUCACCCUGUCAAGACCCAAACUAGCCAAUUGCUUAUUUUUAUACAAACUGGCUACAACAUUUUGCAAUUGGCUGAUAAAAAUUUGUUAAAAUUAGCCAUUUUGUAACAUUCGUAGAAAUAUUCUACAUAUCUGAAAAUUGUCUGAACAAAAAUAUUUUUAGUGCGAGUCCUGUCUAAGUAUCGGGGAUCGUUUUGUUUUCCAAAUCUUUAUUAGCGAUAUUUCUAGUCAAGUAAAAAUUGAUUAGCAACAAACGUUUGUUUUAAAACUGUAGUGAUCUUUGAAACUUGCAUAGCAAAUAGCGACGUGAUACUGAACAAAAUGUUCCCUGCAAGACAGCGGUCAGUGGUCAGUCUUACCAAUAUAAAUUUAUAUUAAAACAAUUGUCAGUAAUGGAUAGAAUCAUUUAGUUUUUGUGACAGUGUAUUUUCUUGCCAAUUUAAUACUUAAUGACCGACAUAGUAAAAAAUAUUUUUAAGGUAAGAGUGAAUUGGGCAAGUAAACUUGUGUUCAGGUGGUGCUGACAGUGCUAAUCUUUAAUAUUAUUGUAUGUUUAACACAUUAUUGUAUAUAAUGUUGUAUUUAAUAUGUUGUGUGUACCGUUUAAAGCAGCGUUUGUGUUUGUGUGUGUGGUCGUGUUCUAUACUUCAGUGUGUUUGUUCACACUACAAAAAUCAUGUUUCAGAUUUUUCUAAAUAACUAUCUCACAAGACACACAUACAUGGAUAUUUUUCUCUGGAUGUACCCAUUUGACCUACAAACACAAUACUGUAAAGGUAUUAAUGUUUAAGGGCUUCUUUUUAAGUGUUAUUUAUAUAUUUUUUUAUUUAGGUACUUCAUUUUAAAUUUUCAAAUUAAAGAAGAAAUUUUUUUAAUAACACAGUUAUGAAUUUAUCCCACAAUCGCUGUAUACAUUAGCAAACUAUGAUGACUAGAUAAAUCUCUAUAUAGGUCACGUGACAUAAGCCGGCAAUUGCCGUCGAUGACAUAUAAACUGCUGUUGGUUGGGGGCGCCACCGAUGGCACUUUUGUGCUGCCGAAUAAAAAUGACUGCCAUCGGUAUAGCUCUUUGACCAACGGCAAAAUGUAUAAACGUGUAUGAACAUUAUCUGCCAGUAUUUAACACAGAUAUUUGGGUCCUUUCACCGACAGCCGUGGGUAAUAAAUUCUUAAGUUCGAGCCCUGGGG
Gigantopelta aegis is the source of this 2478-nucleotide messenger RNA. Its product is annotated as iron-sulfur cluster assembly 1 homolog, mitochondrial-like. NCBI's taxonomy places the organism in Eukaryota, Metazoa, Mollusca, Gastropoda, Neomphalida, Peltospiridae. The coding region runs from base 3 to 395 and encodes 130 amino acids. The record is from RefSeq and is a predicted model, not a curated record. Gene Ontology annotation, molecular function: 2 iron, 2 sulfur cluster binding. Gene Ontology annotation, biological process: iron-sulfur cluster assembly. Gene Ontology annotation, cellular component: cytoplasm; mitochondrion. The transcript has 4 exons.